ACAACGAAAUAUUAGUUUGAGUUUUCUCACUUAUUAUUAAGUUUUCUCAAAAUCUAAACAAAAAUGCAGAGGCAGGUGGCACUCAUUAAGCAGUCCCUCUUUGAUCAGGGAUAUCUCGACGAACAAUUUAUGGAGUUAGAAGAGCUCCAAGAUGAUGCGAACCCUAAUUUUGUUGAAGAAGUAUCCACAUUAUACUUCAAAGAUUCAGCUCGACUGAUCAAUAACAUUGACCAAGCUUUGGAAAGAGGAUCAUUUGAUUUCAAUCGGCUAGAUAGUUACAUGCAUCAGUUUAAGGGAAGCAGCACCAGCAUUGGGGCAAAUAAGGUGAAGGCUGAAUGCACUAAGUUUAGGGAAUACUGCCGAGCUGGAAAUGCUGAAGGAUGCUUGAGGACAUUUCAGCAACUGAAGAAAGAACACUCGACGUUGAGAAAGAAGCUUGAACAUUAUUUCCAGUUGGCGAGGCAGGCGGGGCCUAAGGAGACAGCACGUAGACCCAAGUAAAGAGAGCGAGAGAUAAAUGAGGAAUCGUCGUCAAAUUUUGUAGAAAAUAAUAAGUACUAAUAAAAUUGUUCCUCUUUUUUUUUUUAAUAUAUAUUACAAUGUACGUUAA
Messenger RNA from Capsella rubella, 610 nucleotides. RefSeq names its product histidine-containing phosphotransfer protein 4. Gene Ontology annotation, biological process: phosphorylation; phosphorelay signal transduction system; cytokinin-activated signaling pathway. Gene Ontology annotation, cellular component: nucleus; cytoplasm. Bases 64 to 501 code for a protein of 145 amino acids. The transcript is spliced from 6 exons. Gene Ontology annotation, molecular function: protein histidine kinase binding; histidine phosphotransfer kinase activity. Lineage: Eukaryota; Viridiplantae; Streptophyta; Magnoliopsida; Brassicales; Brassicaceae. The record is from RefSeq and is a predicted model, not a curated record.